Messenger RNA from Gongylonema pulchrum, 195 nucleotides. The record is from the annotation of a GenBank genome assembly. Lineage: Eukaryota; Metazoa; Nematoda; Chromadorea; Rhabditida; Gongylonematidae.
AUGCGUAAUCCAGAACCAGUCUUCUUUUACAGUUGGUUUUUUGCAGCCGAUUCGUGGCCCGAUAGUCUGGACGAUUCGAAUGCGAGAAAGGACUGGGGCUGGGCUCCAAUGUAUGAUCUGGAUGCGACAGUCGAUGAGAUGUUCGCUUUGGUUAGACGCCAGCUGAUUGCCGAAGGGAAAACUCUGAACUCAUGA